This is a messenger RNA of Lathyrus oleraceus (garden pea), 732 nucleotides long. RefSeq lists its product as uncharacterized. Lineage: Eukaryota; Viridiplantae; Streptophyta; Magnoliopsida; Fabales; Fabaceae. Bases 1 to 732 code for a protein of 243 amino acids. The transcript has a single exon. The record is from RefSeq and is a predicted model, not a curated record.
AUGGAUCCUACUAUAAGAGGUGUUUAUAGCUACAGGUUUGUGGAACCUUCUUUGAAGACAUUGAGAGGAUUGGGAACUCGCCUGGUUCUCAACAAUAAAGACAAGUUCAAAGAUGCCUAUGGGAAUCUCCUAGGCAUGGUUAACACUGAGGUCAACAUUACAACUCUUCACACUCUAGUGCAGUUCUACGACCCUCCUCUGAGAUGUUUCACAUUCCAGGACUACCAAUUGGCUCCUACUUUGGAGGAAUACUCACACAUUCUGGGAAUUGAGAUUAAGGAGCAAGCUCCCCUUUUCCCUACAAAGGAACUUCCUAAGCCUCAACAUCUAACUGAAAUCCUUCACAUAGGGAAUAAGGAGGUGGAGCUCAAUCUUAAACCUAAGGGUGGGACCCAUGGGUUUGCCUUGAAGUUUCAGGUUGACAAGGUUAUUGCGUUGGCUGAAGAUGAGAGCGGGGAUGCCUUCAACAAUAUCUUUUCUAUGAUCAUAUAUGGGAUUGUGUUGUUUCCGAAUAUGGAAGACUUUAUUUACUUGGCUUCUAUCUACCUCUUCAUGGCCAAGAAUCUUGUUCCUACUCUCCUUCCUGACACAUAUUAUUCCAUCCACGUGAGGAAUGAGAAGAAAAAGGGGACUAUCGUAUGUUGUACCCCACUGCUGUAUAAAUGGUUUAUUUCGCAUCUACCCAUCAAGAGUCCUUUUAUUGAUAACGAGGGAAAUUUGAAAUGGUCUUAA